AUGACAGAGGUGACAAGUGAGAAUUUUUGGAAAAUUCUUCCUCAAAUAGAAGAAGAAUUAAAAUCAUGUUCUUUUAUAUCAAUCGAUUGCGAAUUUAGCGGUUUAUUUACUCAACGCAAUUGCCUUUUGGAUUCUCCCAAAGAGAGAUACAUGAAAUUGAGAAGUGCCGUGCAAGAUAUUUCCAUUAUUCAAAUGGGAAUUACUUUAUUUAAAUUUGAUAAUUUUAACGAUCAAUUCCAUUCAUCUUCAUAUAGUUUUUAUCUUAUGCCUACAGGAAUAUUUAACACCAAUACAAAAUUGACAUGUCAAAUUGAAAGUUUGAAAUUUUUGUGCAAAUAUAAUUUUGAUUUUAAUAAAGCCAUUUAUAAAGGUAUCAAUUACAUAAGUGAAAAAAAUGAAAAUGAACUUAAAAAAUUUUUUAAUCAAGAUAAAAUAACAAUAGAGAGUUUAUAUUUCUCUGAUUGCAUUAAAGAAAUUCACUCGAAAAUAGAUAAAUGGCGUUUAAACACUAAGGAAAAAAGCGAUAUGAUAAUUAAAAUUUCUGAAUUACCAUGUAAAAGUUUAAGAUAUUUAAUUCUAUUAGAGAUUAGUCAAAGAUUUUCUAAUUUGCAACCUACUCUAACUGAUGAUGAUGCAAUUGUAAUAAAAAAAAUUGAAAUGAAACGAAAAGAAAUGAAUAUCGAAGACAAAUUUUUUUUACAAAAAAAAUUAUUUCAAGAUAUUAUAGGCUUUAGUAAAAUAAUAAAAGAAAUGAGGAAUGUUAAAAAGCCUAUAAUAGCACAUAAUUGUAUCUUAGAUAUAAUGACAAUUUAUCAACAAUUUAUAAAACCAUUGCCAUCAAAUUACAAACAAUUUAAAAAUGAUAUAAAAAAAUUAUUUCCAAUUAUUUAUGAUACAAAAUUUCUUACUCGUGAAUUAAAUAAUUUAAUAAAUAAUGAAAUACCAUCGAAAUCUCUAUCAGAUGUUUAUUUGUAUUUUAAAAAUGGAAAUGUUGUACCAAAAAUAUUAUACAUGCCAAAAAUAAUUAUGAAUACAAUAUGUGACAAGUUUCAUGAUGCAGGAUUUGAUUCGUAUUGUGCUGCUCACUGCUUUAUCAACAUAUCAUAUUUAUUUUCAAUUUGGGAUGAAGAAGUUAAAUCAUUAAAAUAUUCCAGUAUGCCAAUCAGUGUUACAAGAUUGUUCAGCUCUGUUGAACCCAUGAAAAAUCACAUAAAUCUAUCGAGAGGUCAAGUAAAUGCUUUUGUACUCGAUGGUACAGAAUCAAAAAAUUUAUCACAUACUUUACUUUGUUUCGAAUCAAAAUUUAAUGAAUCCCUCGACACAACAAAGGUACUGGCUGAAAUGACGAACAGGUUCGGUGUACACGACAUAAUAUCAACAAAUGAACAUAAAGGAAUAAUGAUAGUGCCCAUAAAACGUGUUAAACCCAUAAUCGAUUAUUUUAAAAACAAUAAAAAAUUCAAAAUUCAAUUUUCGGAAAAACAUUAUUUAAUUGUGGAUUAA
Messenger RNA from Pediculus humanus corporis (human body louse), 1503 nucleotides. RefSeq names its product poly A-specific ribonuclease,putative. Gene Ontology annotation, cellular component: cytoplasm; endoplasmic reticulum. The transcript is spliced from 4 exons. The coding region runs from base 1 to 1503 and encodes 500 amino acids. Gene Ontology annotation, molecular function: RNA binding; poly(A)-specific ribonuclease activity. Lineage: Eukaryota; Metazoa; Arthropoda; Insecta; Psocodea; Pediculidae. Gene Ontology annotation, biological process: nuclear-transcribed mRNA poly(A) tail shortening. The record is from RefSeq and is a predicted model, not a curated record.